This is a messenger RNA of Poecilia latipinna (sailfin molly), 3525 nucleotides long. RefSeq names its product transient receptor potential cation channel subfamily M member 2-like. The transcript has 24 exons. Gene Ontology annotation, cellular component: plasma membrane. The record is from RefSeq and is a predicted model, not a curated record. NCBI's taxonomy places the organism in Eukaryota, Metazoa, Chordata, Actinopteri, Cyprinodontiformes, Poeciliidae. Bases 337 to 3525 code for a protein of 1062 amino acids. Gene Ontology annotation, molecular function: ligand-gated calcium channel activity. Gene Ontology annotation, biological process: calcium ion transmembrane transport.
AAAGGGUUCUUUGUUCCUGGUGUCGGAGUGGAGCUAACAUGACGCAGUAGGACUAACAGCAAAGGACGGCGCCCUGGAAUCCACGGACAGGCUAAAGGCUCCGCACCACCUGAAAGGGACAAGACCCGUGUACCCACAGUUCUGGGUUUCCUGAAUUCGACCGCUGCCUUGCUCUCUGCCUUAAAGACCCCAACUCUCCUGCAAUGGACUUGGUGAAUGGACAAAGGUUGCUGAUCUAAGAGUCUGAAGUAUAUAAAGGAUCGGAUUUACUUUGUUCCAUUUUAAGGGGAUUUUCGUCUCAUCAGGACAAGAUUCUGACCAAGAACGUCAAAAUUUAUGUUGCCAAGGAACAUUACAUCUACUGGGUAUAACUUACACUCUGGGAGGACAAGUUUUAUCAGGCAAGUGGCUUCAGAAAGCAUCGCGUCAAAACUUCCCACAAUGUCUGAUGCCCAAGGAGGAACAAAGAAAAUCGGAAGAAAGAAAGAAAAAAACAAAGAUGUAUUAAUACCUUUAAAUGAAACCCCAGGUCCUUCUGCAACAUCACUGAGCUCUCCUUCUGCCUCCAACCUACAAGUUCAGAGCAAUCCGCAAAUUUCCACGUGGAUCAAGAACAACAUAACAAAAAAGGAAUGGUGCAGUAAUAAGGAAGGAUGUUGUAGUGGAUACUCGGAGCUUGACUCCACUGAUAAAGUCAGCAAGCCAGAGGACUUCAAAAAGCGUACCUGUAACGAAGACAAACAUGUCCACGAGGUGUCAACAGAUGCUUUUGGAGUCAUCAAAUUUGGUGGUCAAAAGAGUAGCAAGUAUGUACGAGUAUUCACAGACACCAAACCUGAAGUGCUCUACGAGUUACUGACAAAACAGUGGAAACUUCCACCUCCCAAUCUGGUCAUUUCUGUGACUGGAGGAGCCAAGAACUUCUAUUUGAAGUCCCACCUAAAGAAGGUUUUUCACAGAGGACUUAUCAAAGUUGCUCAGACUACAGGUGCGUGGAUCAUCACCGGCGGUACCAACGCUGGUGUGAUGAUGUAUGUGGGACAGGCUGUGAGGGACUGUGCCCUGAAUAACACUAUGAAGCGGAAAAUAGUGGCUAUUGGAGUGGCACCAUGGCGAGUAAUUCACAACAAGGAUAAAUUAGUAAAUGAAGAAGGUUGCUUCCCGGCUCAAUAUGUGAUUGACACACAAGGUCAGGGUAAUAUGGCCUGUCUUGAUAACAAUCAUUCCCACUUCCUGCUGGUUGAUGAUGGGACCAGUGACAAAGACGCCUAUGGUGCAGAGAUCCCGCUGCGCACGGAACUAGAGCAAUACAUCUCAGACCAAGCUCUUGGAACUGAAGCGACUACAAUAAAAACCCUAGUGGUUUGUGUGGUGUUGGACGGAGGAGGAGGUACGCUCAAAACCAUCUACAAUGCCAUUGAAAAAGGCACACCGUGCGUGAUCCUGCAGGGCUCUGGGAGGAUAGCAGAUGUUAUCGCUCAAGUGUCUGGACUCCCAAUCAAUAGUAUCACCACCACUCUCAUCAAGGAGCUGACUAAGAAGUAUUUUGGAGAAGAGUACAAACACAUCAAAGACGACCAGAUCGAAGCAUGGAAAAAUAUGAUUCAGAAGAUAGUCGAGAAGUCUGAUUUACUGACAAUAUUCAGAGCAAAUAAAGAUGAUCAGGGGGUUUUGGAUGUGGCAAUCCUUGAUGCUCUUUUGAAAGCUUUCAAGACUGCUGAAUCACAAGAAGAUAAGUCCUGGAAGAAGCAUCUGGAGCUGGCUAUCACCUGGAACAGAGUCGAUUCAGCUGAGACUAAGAUUUUCACUGAGGAAAGGAUGUGGAAGUCCAGUGACCUCCACGAUUUCAUGCGUUUAGCCCUGGUUUGCAAUAAGCCUGAUUUUGUCAGUCUGCUCCUGGAGAACGGUUUGUGUCUGGAGGACUUUCUGCAAGACAACACCCUCUGUGAUCUCUACAAAAACUUGCCCAACUGUUUUUUUUUGUACAAGCUGGUCAAGAAGAUAAAAUUUACCAGCAGCAGCAGGACCAGGAGGAAGGCACUGGACAUGAAUGGUCUUGAUCAAGCACGAAAAGAAGUCUCCCUGGAACACGUCUCUAAUGAAGUGCGCCACCUGCUGGGAAAAUUCACAAAGCACAUCUAUCCAUCUUCCAAGAGUGGAGGACGUAAUACGUGCAGAGAGGACAUGCCAUAUAAUAGCCCGCCAUUAAGAGAAACAUGGACGCCAAGAGAGUUGGUUCAGCAUGUGGUCCAGGUGCCACACAUGGAAAAUAAACCUGAAACUCAGAGGGACGAUGAAGCCGAGAGGGAAGAUGAAGCCAAGAGGGAAGAUGAAGCCAAGAGGCUUGCAGGCAGAGACCUUUUCCUUUGGGCAGUUGUCCAGAACAACAAGGAGCUUUCUAAAAUCGCCUGGGAUCAGUGUGGAGACUGCAUAUCUGCUGCUCUGGCUGCCAGUAAGAUCCUGAAGAAAAUGGCUGAGGAGUCAAUUGAUGCAGACGAGCCUCAGGAAAUGCUGGAGCUCGCCAGUCACUUUGAAGAUCGUGCGAUUGGUGUGUUCAGCAAUUGCUACAAGAAUGAUGAGGAGCGAGCCCAGAAGCUGCUGGUUCGAAUCUCACGCCUUUGGGGCAAGACGACGUGCCUGAGGCUGGCACUGGAGGCCGAUAAUAAAAAAUUUGUGGCUGAGUUAGGUGUUCAGGAUCUUCUUACUCAGAUCUGGUGUGGUGAGCUUUCAGUCAACAAUGCUGUGUGGAGGGUGCUGGUCUGCAUGGUCUUCUUCCCUCUGAUCUACACCAAGUUUCUGGCGUUCAGAUGCGAUGAAGACCUCCAGAGAGAAAUCGAGCAGAAAGAGGACAUAAAAAUGAGUGUGGAGGAAGAGAAAAACAGCACUUGGAACAAUAAUUCGGAUUGCUCUAAGCAGAGUGUGGAAUAUCCGAACUGCUGGUCCAGACUGCUUGGACUGUACUGCGCUCCUCAGGUCAAGUUUUAUGGAAACAUCGUCUCGUACUUCGCCUUCCUGUUCCUGUUUGCUUACGUCCUGAUGGUCGACUUCCAGAGAACUCCAUCUAUAGCAGAGCUGGUGCUCUACUUCUGGUUGUUCACUCUGGUUUGUGAGGAGAUCAGACAGCUGUUUUAUGAUCCUGAUCAUUUUGGGUUUUGUGAGAAAGCCAAGGUGUACAUUCAAGAGCUGUGGAACAUUUUGGACGUCAUCUCCAUCCUGCUGUUCUGUCUAGGACUUGCAUUCAGGCUGACAACCAAGUUGCUCUACCCAGGUAAAAUCAUCCUGUGCAUCGACUUUGUGGUCUUCUGCCUCCGCCUCAUGGCGAUCUUCACCAUCAAUCGCACGCUGGGACCUAAAAUCAUCAUAGUUAGGAAGAUGAUGAGGGAUUUGUUCUUCUUCAUGUUUCUCCUGAGCAUCUGGGUCGUGGCGUACGGUGUGGCCAAACAAGGCAUCCUCAUCGAAAAUGACAAUCGACUGGACUGGAUCAUUGUUUUUGUAUUCAUGGUAAAUCAAGCUCAUCUGCAGUGA